AUGGUAGAGGAGCCAUAUGUAGUCUUGUCUGUCUCCACCCCUGAUCCAUUUGACAAAUUCAGGCCUAUUUCUUUUAAGGAUGAAUACCAUGAAGGUUUACGCACUGUGAACAGAGAUGAGCUGUUGAAACAGGCAGAAUCUGUGAUGCAGGAUCUAGGCAGUUCAAGAGCCAUGUUGGAAAUCCAGUAUGAGAAUGAAGUUGGUACAGGCCUGGGCCCUACGCUAGAGUUCUAUGCACUUGUAUCUCAGGAACUACAGAGAGCAGACUUAGGCCUUUGGAGGGGAGAAGAAGUAACUUUAGCCAAUCCAAAAGGAAGCCAAGAAGGUACCAAGUAUAUUCAUAAUCUCCAAGGCCUUUUUGCACUUCCUUUUGGUAGAACAGCUAAGCCAGCUCACAUUGCAAAAGUUAAAAUGAAGUUCCGCUUUCUGGGAAAACUAAUGGCUAAGGCAAUCAUGGAUUUUAGACUGGUGGACCUUCCUCUUGGACUUCCUUUUUAUAAAUGGAUGUUACGCCAGGAAACUUCUUUGACGUCGCAUGACUUGUUCAGUAUUGAUCCAGUAGUAGCCAAAUCAAUAUAUCACCUUGAAGAUAUUGUAAGACAAAAGAAAAGACUUGAGCAGGACAAAACACAGACCAAAGAAAGUCUACAGUAUGCAUUGGAAACUCUGACUAUGAAUGGCUGCUCAGUGGAGGAUCUAGGGCUGGAUUUCACACUUCCUGGGUUUCCUAAUAUAGAGCAAAAAGGGGGAAAAGAUACACCGGUCACCAUCCACAAUUUAGAGGAGUAUCUCAGAUUGGUUAUAUUCUGGGCACUUAAUGAAGGUGUUGCCAGACAGUUUGAUUCUUUUAGAGAUGGAUUUGAGUCAGUCUUCCCCCUCAGUCAUCUUCAGUACUUCUAUCCUGAGGAGUUGGAGCAACUCUUAUGUGGCAGCAAAACAGACACAUGGGAUGCCAAGACCUUAAUGGAAUGUUGCAGGCCAGAUCACGGUUAUACACAUGACAGUCGAGCAGUGAAGUAUCUCUUUGAAAUUCUCAGUAGCUUUGAUAGUGAGCAGCAGAGACUGUUUCUUCAGUUUGUGACUGGUAGUCCCAGGCUGCCAGUAGGAGGCUUUCGAAGUUUGAAUCCUCCACUGACAAUUGUACGGAAGACAUUUGAGUCUACAGAGAAUCCAGAUGACUUCUUGCCCUCAGUAAUGACUUGUGUGAACUAUCUCAAAUUGCCGGACUAUUCAACUAUUGAGAUAAUGCGUGAAAAACUCUUGAUAGCUGCAAGAGAAGGGCAGCAGUCAUUCCAUCUUUCCUGAUCACAAUGAAAAAUGCAAUGUCUGCCUGUUACAGCAAAAGAGAAACUCAUGAUUCUUUUCUAAAUAUAUCACCUGAGUCAAGGAAACGUGUUACGCCUUCUUGUUGUAGAAAAACGGCUUGCAGAUUAUAAACAAAGACACUUGGUUGAUAUUCAUUAAAGGCCCCUAUGGACUUAAAAUGUUCAGGCCCUAAAAAGUUGUUGUGACAAGGUUUCUUUAGCAAGUUCUUGUUUAAAUUAUCAUUUAUUUGACGAGUGAAGUUUUUAACUUGCUUUGCUGUGUGAAAUUUAAAAAGGGAUGUUUUUCCAGGCUGGAACAAUAAAUGUCGCUGUGCAGUUUAAUACUGGGCUGUGUGUAUCCAUCUAGCUGAAGUCUGAAAUUUUUCCUCCAAAGACAACUUUUGUACAUAAGUACAGAAAUUAAAAUACACCAUGUAUUUGACGAAUCUAGUUUAGUAGACUAGUUCUGUGUACCCUCACCUGCCUCUAAUUUUACCCAUCCUCAUGUAUUGUCUGAUGUGCAAUUCACUUGGUUCUUUUGUGUGCAACAUUCAACAAUUGUUAUGUUUUGGCUCGUGAGCAUUUAAUUGCUCCAUGCCUCUUUCUCUGAUUAAGAUAAUUUAAAUUUUACUGAAAUCAAAUAUAUAUUGUCAAUAUAAUUCAGCCUUUGUAACUAGGUAGAACCUUUCUUAUAGCAUAGUUUACUGUAGUGGUAGGAUAUACUGGUGGAAGUCUUCACCAGUCGGCGCUCUAGAGCUGUUUACACAGUGAUUCAGGCAGCAGAGGCCUCUUACUAGAGGCUGGGAAGAUUUUCAUGUAGUUCAAGUCCCAACAGUUUGGGCUGGCCAGUGUGUAUUGUGGUAAGGCCAGAGCAUUUUGAAUUGAUGUAAAGUUUUUUUAAAAGACAAAUUAAUUGUUUAAUUCCCUGUUUGAGUAAACAGUUUUCUUGUUCUUGAUCUAAGUUCUGGGUUACUUUUGUAGUUUUUUUUUCUCCCCUCAGCGCUAGCUUGGAUCAAACAGUUCAGCCUUUGUCUUUUGACACAGAUAAAGCACCUGUAAGCAAUGCUCUGUCCAACUGUUUUAUGUGCUGAUUUCUCAAAUCUGCAAUAAUUUACUUCAUCAGGUUAAUGUUUUUACCUGAAUAUAAAUAAAAAAGUUUGCUUCA
Molecule: messenger RNA, 2469 nt
Organism: Meleagris gallopavo (turkey)
Lineage: Eukaryota; Metazoa; Chordata; Aves; Galliformes; Phasianidae
Source: RefSeq, a predicted model, not a curated record